AUGCCUGAGCGCAGGAUGAAGGCACUUCCUGUGAAUGACUGUGUCGCUGUGAUGAUGCAGCAGCAGAUGAGAGAGGCAUGUGAAGCAUGUAAGGAGUGGCGUGAAGUCGAUCGUCUCCUCCAGGGGCAGGACGCGUCACACUGCUGUUUCUACUUGAGGGAGCUGCUUGUGGAUGAAAAUUGGAACAUGAAAGGAGAAGGUUUUGGGCAGAAUGGCAUUUUCUAUGCAAUGAAAGUAGACCGUGGACUAAUGGCUGUCCGAACUCCGAAAAAGACCAUGAAAUGUGGGGAUAUCACAGGCCUCGCAGCUGCGCAGGAGGAGUCAUCCAUCAACCACAUAUCCCAGACGGUGGACAUCCAUAAGGAGAAGGUCGCCCGACGAGAGAUCGGCAUCCUGACAACAAAUAAAAACACAUCGAGGACUCAUAAGAUCAUCGCUCCGGGCAACAUUGAGCGGCCGGUGAGGUACAUCAGGAAGCCCAUCGACUACACAGUACUGGAUGAUGUGGGCCAUGGAGUAAAGUGGCUUAAAGCCAAGCAACACGGGAACAAUCAGUCAAUCAGAGGAGGAACUCUCUCCAGGACCAAUCCCCCAACACAGAAACCUCCCAGCCCACCCUUGGCAGGACGAGGCACUCUUGGACGUAACACUCCUUAUAAAACACUUGAGCCGGUGAAACCUCCAACAGUGCCCAACGAUUACAUGACGAGUCCAGCUCGCUUGGGCAGCCAACACAGUCCAGGACGCACUGCGUCUCUCAACCAGAGACCGAGAACCCACAGUGGCAGCAGCGGAGGCAGCAGCAGUCGAGAGAACAGUGGUGGCAGCAGCAUCGCUGUUCCCAUCGCCGUACCAACUCCCUCCAUUCCCAACUCAGUCCCAGUCACACCCUCAUGGGCCGCUCCCCCUGGAGCUCCUCCCCCAGCCCCUCCUCCUCCACCCCCCCUCCCUGGCCAGGGCCCACUAAUGCCAGCUGCUGCUAUAGCUGUGGCUGCUGGGCCAGGUCUCGGGCCCAUCCCCAUGUCACAGUUCGGCACGAUAUCUCGGCAGAUCUCUCGACACAGCUCCACCACUUCCUCCGUCUCCAUGGUUUCUGCCACGGGCACAUACCGCCGAGCGCCGUCCGUCUCCUCCCAGUUCUCCCUGCAGCAGCCGCACGUUAAUGGGGGCACAAACGCAAUGUCUAUGGCCCCCCCUCCUCCACCCAUGCCUCAGCUCACCCCACAGAUCCCGCUCACAGGUUUUGUGGCCAGAGUACAGGAAAACAUUGCAGAUACCCCGACUCCUCCCCCUCCCCCUCCCCCUGAUGACAUACCCAUGUUUGACGAGGCUCCGCCUCCACCGCCGCCUCCAGCAGUCGACUUUGAAGAUGAAGAGGCAGCUGUGGUGCAGUACAGUGACCCCUAUGCAGAUGGAGACCCUCAGUGGGCCCCCAAGUCCUACAUUGAGAAAGUGGUUGCCAUCUACGAAUACACCAAGGAUAAAGAUGAUGAACUGAGCUUCAUGGAAGGAGCCAUUAUCUACAUCAUCAAGAAGAAUGACGACGGCUGGUUCGAGGGCGUCUGCUGCGGCGUCACUGGUCUGUUUCCUGGAAACUACGUGGAGUCCAUCAUGCACUACGCCGACUGAAGAGAGCGGAGCUCCGAAUCACACAUCAGAUCAAGCUCAACCAAUCAGAUCUUGAGCACUGGUCUCAAUGCUUGUUCCUCACAAACGGAGAAUCAUGAAAAAACUUUACUUUGUGGUGAUGGGUGGAUGUGGGCAAACGGGAUGACCGACUAUUCAGAGGAAGUCAGUGUACAUAAAAUCAAAGUUAGCCUGUGGGUGUCUGUAGUGAAUGUCAAUACAACAUGUGAACAUGUAAAGUAGAUGAUUGUCUGCUUUUAUGACAUUUCCAACUAAAAGUCGACCAUUUAUUUGAUUUCUUUCACCUCUGCUCUCCUUUCACAUUUGUUUGGAUUAAAAAAAUCACUCAUCUUAUGAACUAAUUCAUGUUAGUGUUUUAUCUUAAAACACCACGUCAUUGCCCCAAAGUGUAUCGAAAUCUUAACAUAAAGCAUGCAUACCAAAUUGAGAUAUGUAUUGUAACCUAAACGUUAAAUUCCAUUCUGCUUUCAUCUUUUAUUAUUUGCAGUACACAUUUUUUUUAUAUAGGCAUUUGUAAUUUUUAGUUUUAUAUAUAUAUAAAAUUAUUAUAUUUGGGUAAUAAAUGCAAAGCACAGAACUUUUUUUUUUCUCUUAUUUUCCCGAAGACUCAAAUUCUCUCCUUCCAUUUUAAUUUUUUUAGUUAAUGCCACAAUGACUAAAGGAUUUGCUACAAUGAACAAAGAAUGAAUUCUGUGUAGAUAGCUUUGAUAUUUAGUCUGUAAAGUAUCUAAAGGUCUCUAAUCAAUACAAAUCACAGUUCUUACAAUGCUGGACUCAUUUCUUUAGAUUACCAAUACUGUGGUUGGCGCAUUGAACAAUGAACUGAGGAGCAUCACAAUCACAGUCUGAGAUCUGAACUAGUUACUCAACUUGGGUCUGGCAUUAAUUCCUCCUUUUUAAAGUUUUCAUCUAUUUUCAUUCUCUGAGUUGUUUUAGGAGUCAUACUGUCUGACGACUGAUUACAGAGAUGUCAUGAAUCUACAUCUGACCGUUCUCAGUCAUUUCAGGUGUUCAAAGCUAAUGCCUUCAGACUUUUUUUGUCAUACUGAAACAUUUGAAGUGUUCCAACUGAACUCCAUCUGCGCUGAAGCUCGACUCGGCUCAGAAGUUGUAUUUAUAAUAUGUUAAUUGAAAUUUAAUUGUACAGUCUUUUAUAAUAAAUCAUUCUAUGUAAAA
Cyprinus carpio (common carp) is the source of this 2823-nucleotide messenger RNA. RefSeq names its product abl interactor 1-like. Lineage: Eukaryota; Metazoa; Chordata; Actinopteri; Cypriniformes; Cyprinidae. Gene Ontology annotation, molecular function: SH3 domain binding. The transcript has 14 exons. Bases 1 to 1629 code for a protein of 542 amino acids. Gene Ontology annotation, cellular component: intracellular anatomical structure; lamellipodium. The record is from RefSeq and is a predicted model, not a curated record.